Hyaloscypha bicolor E is the source of this 1936-nucleotide messenger RNA. RefSeq lists its product as uncharacterized. The record is from RefSeq and is a predicted model, not a curated record. The transcript has 4 exons. The coding region runs from base 58 to 1704 and encodes 548 amino acids. Lineage: Eukaryota; Fungi; Ascomycota; Leotiomycetes; Helotiales; Hyaloscyphaceae.
GGAGCGCGCAUCCUGGAAUAAACAACAACCCUUAUGUCACAAUAAUCCCAAUUGAAGAUGGCCUCGAAAGCAGACGAAGGGUCCAAAGGUCCGCGCGAGCGCAUCUCUGCCAAGUCAACAGCAGAUCCGAUUCUCCGCAACGCGCUCCGCUACACCAUCUCCGCGAAAGAGUACGAAACCCUGCACAAAUAUAUCAUCUCGCGCUCGAAGGUCUUGAAGAGGAAUGCUCCUUCUCCUGCGAAGGUUGAGAAGCUGGUUGAGCGGCCCGGACGCGAUGAUUAUAAUGCGGCGGCUGUGAGGGAUAGCUUGAGGGUUUUCCUUGCCACAGCGGCUGGGUUGAAGGCUUGGGCUGUGAUUAGGGAGAAUCUACUUGGGGGUGAGAAGAUGAGGGGUAAGAGAAUCCCCUUUUGGCGGAAUGCGAAUCUACGGUUGUCACUCUCACUGUCAACGAUUCUCCUGCUGCACAGGAUUCUAUUCCGGUUCUUUACGCGUCUGAGAGCUCACCUUCUUACGCCUGAGGCGAGGCCAUUUCGCCAGAGGAAUAAGAGGACGAGCAAGACGCUGACUUCUAGUCUUGCGCCGGCCGUGGGGGCCAGUUUGGCGGGGUUCAUGCUCGCGGUUUAUCCUAAGGAUCAGCUGAGAGUUACGAUUUCGAUAUAUGCCUUGAGUCGAGCAGCGGAGUUUGCGUAUAAUCUUGCGGAAGAUGAGGGUUGGAUUUGGGGGAAGGAGGGCAGUGGGUGGGAGAGGCCGUGGUGGUGGGGAAGUUGGUUGAUCUUCCCGUUUACGAGUGGGCAGUUGCUGCAUACUUUCGUCUUUGAUAGGGACACUUUCCCAAAGGCAUACGGAGAUUUCAUAUUAAAAUACUCUUCCCAGUACACUCAGCCCCGGCCGGAGGAUUAUCCUUCCAGCCUCCCAUGGCCGGGCAAGUAUGAAGUAGUCGACAAUCUCGCUGAGAUGGCUCGUCUCAAUUAUCCACCAUUUACCUCCCCGAUCCUCUUCCCCAACAGCACAACCCUGCCAGCAACCCUUUCCGCAAUAUCACCAAUUACUUCUCCAGCCCACCCUCUAAUAACAUCCCUCACCUGUGCAACACUUCACCCCUCUGACCCCUCCUGUCUAAGAACAUACCUCACAUACUGGAUCCGCGUCUUCCCCCCUCUAACCCGCUUCUUCACCGCCAUCUUUUUGGUCCUCUACAUCCCAUCCUACAAAGCCUUCUACCGCGCUCCCAUCACAACACUCAACCGCCUCGCUUCCACCAUCCUCCGCUACUCUACCUUCAUGGCUGGCUCCGUGGGCACUGCCUGGGGUGCCAUCUGCCUCUUCCAACAACUACUCCCCAAGAACUUCCUCGCUACGCAACGCUUCUUCCUCGGUGGGAUGUUAGGCGGUGUCUGGGGCUAUGUCGUGCGGAAACAGGCGAGAGGAGAGUUCCUCUAUAGUUUGAGAGCGUCGAUGGAUUCUCUCUGGAAGGUGGGGAGGAAGAGGGGUUGGUGGAGAGGCAUUAGGGGUGGUGAUGUGUGGCUCUUUGUUGUGAGUUUGAUGGUUGUUAAUUUGGUUUAUGAGAGGGAUGGGCGGGCGCUUAGAAGUGGCGUUAUUAGGAGGGGGGUUAGUGGGAUGAGGGGUGAGGGGUGGAGGGACUUCGUGGAGGAGCAGGAGAAGAGGUUGAAAGAAGAUCUGAAGGGCAAGGGGCGGGUGCAAUAAGGAUAGGGAGAAGGGUGGUGGUCAUGAAAUUAUGAUUUAUGUGUAUGAUAGUCAUAGUUAAUAUCUUAAAGGAACAUUUCUUGACCAUUUCCUAGUUUGUUCUGCGACAUUGAAGGCUAUCGACUUGUCUUCACAAAACAAGCGUUAUACAGUGAUUCAAGAGACUCCUGUAUAAUAGAGGCAUUCACUUUCGAUUAAAAAGAUGUUCAAAAUUUUAGUGCUUAGACACGGC